Messenger RNA from Priapulus caudatus, 1011 nucleotides. Its product is annotated as nuclear envelope integral membrane protein 1-like. The record is from RefSeq and is a predicted model, not a curated record. The transcript has 5 exons. Gene Ontology annotation, cellular component: nuclear envelope. The annotation marks the transcript as partial. Lineage: Eukaryota; Metazoa; Priapulida; Priapulimorpha; Priapulimorphida; Priapulidae.
UUAUUUGUUUGUUUUGAUAUUAUCAUUGCUGUUGUCGUUCUCUACAGGAAUGUGGUGUUCUACUAUUCUUCCGGCAUCACGAUCGGCGUGCUGGCUUCACUCCUCAUCAUAGUAUUUCUCGUCAGUCGAUUCAUACCAAAGAAGGUCGGUGCGUACUCUGUUCUCGUCGGCGGCUCCUCGGUCGUCGUCUACUUCUUCCGCUUCCUCUGGGAGAACAUAUCCAGCGUGCUGCAGGCGUACAUGAUCUACGUCGCCGCCUACGUCGCCAUCGCCGCCACCGUCAGCUUCGCCGUCUGUUACCGCAAGGGUCCCGUCACAGACGCGCGCUCGCUCGAUCUCAUUCAGUGGGCGAUGCAGGCGGUGGCGUUGGCGGCAGUCUACUAUGGCACACAGGUGGACGAGGUGUCAGUGGGAAUCGUGUUGGCCGUGAUAGCGAUGAGAGUGCUGCCAGCCGUGCCAUGCGGAGGAUUCGUCACGAAGGCGUGGCAGAGGCGGUUUCCGCCCAAGCCUCGGCUGCUCACGGAGGAGGAGUACCAGCAGCAGGGGGAGGAGGAGACGCGGAGGGCGCUGGAGGAGCUGAGGAGGUACUGUCAGAGUCCCGCGUGCAGUCCAUGGAAGACUGUCGGUCAGCUGAAGACCCCGUCAAAGUUUGCUAGUUUCAUCGAGGGAGACGCGCACGUGUCGAGCAGCGAGGAGGAGGAGUACUAUCGUGACGUCACGGCAGAGCUCGACCUUGAUCUGUCAUUCACCGAAGACGAGGACGACUGAUGGUCCGCGCGAUGAAGAGAGAAUUCCCAUCCAGCGAGAGAAGUGUGAUUGUGCGUGUGCGUGCGUGCGUGGGUGUGUGGGUGAGUGUAUGAGGACGACUGAUGGUUCGCGCGAUGAAGAGAGAAUUCCCAUCCAGCGAGAGAAGUGUGAUUGUGCGUGUGCGUGCGUGCGUGGGUGUGUGGGUGAGUGUAUGAGGACGACUGAUGGUUCGCGCGAUGAAGAGAGAAUUCCCAUCCAGCGAGA